AUGAAAUCAUUGAAUGUGAACAAUACCGAUACCAUGUACAAAGUAAUCAUUGAUAAACAUUUGGAGCAGCCGGAAGGGCUCGCACUUGACCCUGAAGAUGGAUUGCUAUUCUUUUCCGAGAACUCACCGAGUGUUCGAAUAGAAAAAGCUUCCUUAGAUGGAGAGAAUAGAUCUGUUAUUGUAUACAGAAGCUUGUUAAGAAUAAUGUCCCUUUCCACGGAUACUGAAAACGAUCUGCUGUAUUGGGCUGAUCUUGAUCGAGAAACAGUGGAGGUUUGUAACUAUGACGGGUCCAACAGAACGGUCCUGAGACGAAUGGUUGAUGUACCACUCACAGGAAUACAAUAUUUUGAGGGUGUGAUUCACGGUGUAAGCCUUCGUAGAAGAAAGCUUGUUGGAAUUGACGUCAAUUCGAGAAAAAUUCAGUACGAAGUGACAUUACAAAUCGGUGAUCCAUUUGUCUUAGCUGUUUAUGACGUUAAAACCAACACAAGUUUGACUGGGUAG
Saccostrea cuccullata (small rock oyster) is the source of this 507-nucleotide messenger RNA. RefSeq names its product low-density lipoprotein receptor-related protein 6-like. Bases 1 to 507 code for a protein of 168 amino acids. Lineage: Eukaryota; Metazoa; Mollusca; Bivalvia; Ostreida; Ostreidae. The record is from RefSeq and is a predicted model, not a curated record. The transcript has 4 exons.